Messenger RNA from Theileria equi strain WA, 858 nucleotides. Its product is annotated as Derl-like family member protein. NCBI's taxonomy places the organism in Eukaryota, Apicomplexa, Aconoidasida, Piroplasmida, Theileriidae. Gene Ontology annotation, molecular function: misfolded protein binding; ubiquitin-specific protease binding. Gene Ontology annotation, cellular component: endoplasmic reticulum membrane; Hrd1p ubiquitin ligase ERAD-L complex. Gene Ontology annotation, biological process: endoplasmic reticulum unfolded protein response. The coding region runs from base 66 to 845 and encodes 259 amino acids. The record is from RefSeq and is a predicted model, not a curated record. The transcript has 3 exons.
UUUCUUGACUAAAGAAGAUGCGCAGUUUACUUUUAAAUCUUAAAAUAGUUCAUUAACUCUCAAGCAUGAAUACGAGUAGAAUAGAAAAGUGGUAUCUAGGUCUUCCUAGAAUUACUAGGACAUACAUCACAAUUCUGUUCAUAGUUACGCUCUCUUCAGUUUUCAAAAUUUUGGAUCCAUCGACGCUCUUGUUAGAUUGGAAUCUAAUCACGAAAAAAUAUGAAAUAUGGCGUAUUGUAACUAAUUGUUUUUAUAUUGGACCUUUCUCAUUAGGAUGGUUCUUCUUUAUUUCAGCUUUUACAAAAUUCUCAACGUCGCUUGAAACGGAUCCUUCCUUUUCACGUUCACCGGGCCAAUAUUUGUACUUCAUAUUUAUUCAGACAGUAUUUCUUUCUACAAUUAGUAUACUAUUCUUCUGGCCAUCAGGUCUUCCAUUUUUGGGCAAUUCGCUCUUGUUUGCAAUCAUCUACUAUUGGUCCAAAAAGGACAUGUGGAGUCAUGUAUCAAUAUAUUUUGUGACUGUUAAGGGUUAUCAAUUACCAUUCGCUAUGCUAUUUUUACAUAUAAUAAUGGGUUCAUCUAUAUGGAUCGAUUUGAUAGGCUUAAUAUCGUCACAUAUUUACUAUUUAAUUAGGGAUGUUAUUCCUCACAAAGGAUUCCCAAAUAUUUUAUCAAUAACACCCUCGAUUUUUGACACUUGCGCUAAGAAGGUGGAUCUGUUCUAUAAAUUUCUUAUACCAGAUAAUACAAGAAGUAACUAUACAAACAACUAUUCAAGAGCAACCUACAUAGGAACUACAAGUAGUGGUUUUAUUGGACGUGGUGUACGUUUGGGGGAUUCUUGAUCCCCUGCUGUCU